Messenger RNA from Hydra vulgaris (swiftwater hydra), 923 nucleotides. Lineage: Eukaryota; Metazoa; Cnidaria; Hydrozoa; Anthoathecata; Hydridae. The record is from RefSeq and is a predicted model, not a curated record.
UUUAAUGAAAACAUUGUUUUCAUGUUGUUGUUUUUUUUUCUUGUUUUGACAUUUUAAACUUUUUAUUAAUUCUUAUACUAAAAUAAUAACAAAAAAAUUUAAUUGAAGCAAAAAAACCUUAUUACCAUCUUUAGCAUAAACGUUUAUACAAUGCAUAUCAGAACUUCAAUUAUCAUUUUUUUGGGAAUUGGACUAUGUUCAGCUCAAUGGAUGAUCGGGGUUCCCGGGCUGUAUCGGUCUAAAUUACUGAGAGAAUAUCCAGAAUUUUGCGGCAACCUAAAGUGUCCAAAAUUUAACAUCACGUCAAUAGGCGAUGACUACGAAGAAAGGUGUUAUGAAAAGUCAAUGUGGGCGUCAACUUCAGUACAAGUACCGCAUAAGCAAUCCACUUCAUUUGGACCAAUGUUUCAAUCCCUUUACAAGUAUAUCAGCGGUGAAAAUGAUCAAAAGAUUGAAAUACCGAUGACGGCCCCAGUUCUUAUUACAGUAAAGAUGUCUGCAGAUAAAAAUGAUUUUUUGGAUAUCAAAAUGCACUUUUUUAUUCCUCCAACUAAUUUAACCAUUCCCAAACCCACUGCUGAUGUUAUUAAACUAGUAAAUUAUCCGAAGAUUUGUGUCUACGUUCGAGUUUUUAGUGGAUAUCAGACGUCUGUUAACAAAAACUUGGUGUUACAACGUCGAAAACUUACUGAGGCACUUGACAAAGCCGGUCGAAACUAUAAUAAAAAAGAUUUGAUUUAUGCAGGUUACGAUUCACCUUGGAAAAUAUUUAACCGACAUAACGAAAUUAUGGUAAGAGUCGAACCGAAAGAAUCUGCUACUACAGGCAUUUUAGCAAAAGAGCCAAGCUUUUAUUUAAACGAUGUUGCUUAAUUUUUAAAAUGUCUAAUUUUUAAAUAAAAUAAUACAUUUAUAUGUUUUUA